Molecule: messenger RNA, 1995 nt
Organism: Melopsittacus undulatus (budgerigar)
Lineage: Eukaryota; Metazoa; Chordata; Aves; Psittaciformes; Psittaculidae
Gene: FAXC
Product: failed axon connections homolog, metaxin like GST domain containing
Exons: 6
Coding region: 1-1227 (408 amino acids)
Cellular component (GO): cytoplasm
Source: RefSeq, a predicted model, not a curated record
AUGCUGUGGGGGGUGGGCCUGGCGGCGCCCCGCUCCUGCGUGGCGGACCUGAGCCGCAACCGCAGCCUGUCCCUGGGGUGGUGCGCGGGGCCCGAGGAGCCGCCGCCCGCCCUCUAUGGGGGCGAGAUCGUCGCCUUCCCGCUGGCGGGCGGGGGCGCGGGCGGCACCAUGGCGGCGCUGGGACCCGACUCCUGGUGGAAGAAGACGCUGUACCUGACGGGCGGUGCGCUGCUGGCCGCCGCCGCGUACGUGAUCCACGAGCUGCUGGCCAUACGGAAGGAGGAAGAGCUGGAUUCAAAAGAUGCCAUCAUACUGCACCAGUUUUCAAGGCCUACCAAUGGUGUUCCAAGUUUAUCUCCAUUCUGUCUGAAAAUGGAAACUUACUUGAGGAUGGCUGAUCUGCCCUAUCAGAACUAUUUUGAUGGAAAACUUUCCCCUCAAGGGAAAAUGCCUUGGAUUGAAUACAAUCACACUCAAGUAUCUGGCACUGAGUUCAUUAUUGAUUUUUUGGAAGAGAAACUUGGAGUGAAUUUGAAUAAACACCUUGGUCCACAUGAAAGAGCUGUUUCCAGAGCCAUAACAAAAAUGGUGGAGGAGCACUUGUACUGGACUCUAACUUAUUGCCAGUGGGUGGAAAAUCUUCAUGAGACACAGAAGAUGGUUUCGCUUUUUGGCCCCUUCAGUGACGUGCUGAAAUGGAUCCUGUGCCAUCUGACCAAAGGGAUUGUGAAGCGGGAGAUGUUUGGCCAUGGCAUUGGCCGCUUCUCGGAGGAGGAGAUGUACACGCUGAUGGAGAAGGACAUGCGGACUCUAGCAAGUCUCCUGGGUGACAAGAAGUACAUUAUGGGACCAAAGAUUUCCACUGUUGAUGCCACUGUCUUUGGGCAUCUGGCACAGGCAAUGUGGACACUACCGGGGACUCGACCAGAGAGACUAAUCAAAGGUGAACUGAUCAACCUUGCUAUGUAUUGUGAAAGAAUAAGGAGGAAAUUUUGGCCCGAAUGGUACCAUGAUGAUGAUAACACUCUGUAUGAAUCUGAGGAAAGCAGCGAAGCAAGCAAGAUUUACUCCCCUUUGCGGGACUUCAGUUUUUAUUCAAGGACAGAAACGUUUGAUGAGGAAGGGAACAGUAUUUCUCAAACCCCUGACACGGAUUACACUGGACACUCCCUCUUUGAUUCGGAUGUGGACAUGGAUGAGUACAGAGAUUAUGAACAACGCAAGUGAAGUGUACAGGCAUAUCCCAUUUUACAGAUAAGCUGUUUCUUGGGAUCAGUCUGAUUUAUCUUCUCCUCCAGGUCAGGAAGAAGUUUAUACCACUUCAGAAGAGACCAUUGUGCUUGUCUCAGCUGUCACAUGCUACCUGGACUAUUUCAACCUUAUUUCAUUUUGUGUAACUAUUCAGGUGGAACCAAGGUAAAAUGUUAUUUAAAACAAACACGGGCAAACUGGAGGUCCAGAGGGCAACAGGACAUUUCAAUGACCUGCAUUUUUUGUUUAUGUUCAAAACCAGAUCCUGCAGCCAGGUGGGACAGACCUCUGGGAAGUGGAGCAUUUGUCAGAGCUAGUUUGUGUUGAUACAUUCUCUUUACAGGAAUCCACUGAGGACAGAAAUGGAAGAAGCAUGACUGGCACAUCUUUCUCCCAAGGAAGAAAAUGAUUGAUGCUGUAUUUAAAAGGACCUUUGGGUUGGGUUGAUGGCCGGCUGAACAUGAGCAGCAUCUUGGCUUGUAUCAGAAGUAGCGUGGCCGGCAGCGCUAGGGAAGUGAUUGUCCUCUUGUACGAGGCACUGGUGACAAAUCCUGUGUUCAGUUUUGGACCCCUCACUACAAGAAAGACAUUGAGGUGCUGGAGAAUGUCUCAUUCCUGCCUAAAGAAGAGCAAUGAAGCUGGUGAAGGGCCUAGAGCACAAGUCUUAUGAGGAACAGUUGAGGGAAACUGGGGUCCUUUAGCCUGGAGAAAAGGAGGCUGAGGAGAGAUCUUAUUGCUCUCUAC